AUGGAAGCUAAAAGAAGCCUGUUGUGCCCCCGUGCAUUGAAAGAUUUUGAGGAAAAAAUUGAACUGUUAAAUUCUACAAGUGAAUAUUCUGAAGCUCAAAUAAAAUGUUACAAGGAAGGUAGAAAAUAUCUGGACGAAGCUGAAUCCAUAAAAAAAGAGGAAGGCAUACUUUCUUUGAAAUGCACUCAGUUAACUGCUGAGAAAGUUAAACUAGUCGAAACCUGCAAAAAACUGGAUGAUACUUACCGCCAAUUACAGAAUGGAGAGAUUCCUGAACAACUGUCCGUUGAGAACAAAGAUAUUGAACUUAAAAUUUAUUCCCUCUUGUCACCGUGGAAGAUCUGGGAUUUAGAAGCCAAUGUUUGUAAAUGUACUUUCUGGAUCGAUACAUUGCAGCUGAGUCUGUAUACUGAUUCACAGAAGAAUGUAACUGAAAUUAAUGUAGUAACUGAUGAAGUUUGGGAAAGUGUGGCAGAUGAUCAUCCUUGGUUAUGCUUGGCACACAAUAUGAGGAAAGCAACUUUAAAAGAGACAGAAAUAUUCAAAAAUUGCACAACUAUCGCACAAUUCUCAAAGUCGCUGCAUGUGUUCAGUGCUGAGAUGAUGAAAUUGCAGGAUUUGGCUAAAGAGAUCUAUUCUUUAUCCAUGAAGCAUCAUUUGAAACAGCAAAAUAAUUGGCAUUAAUCCUUUUCUUUUUUCCUCCUCAUCUGAACAAUUGAUAUUAUGUUAUAUAUAUGUUCUCUCCUGUGCAAUCUGCCUCUUAUAGAUACUCUUUGACUUAGAAUGUCUGGUUCACAUCUUUGCUUCUG
This is a messenger RNA of Octopus sinensis (East Asian common octopus), 809 nucleotides long. RefSeq lists its product as uncharacterized. NCBI's taxonomy places the organism in Eukaryota, Metazoa, Mollusca, Cephalopoda, Octopoda, Octopodidae. The record is from RefSeq and is a predicted model, not a curated record. Bases 1 to 684 code for a protein of 227 amino acids. The transcript has 6 exons.